AGGCCCCCCCAAUCCUCAAAACAACAUAUCACCUGUGCAAAAUAAAGGUAGGAAAUGAUUUAACGUAAGCUGUAAAUUCACAUGUCGAAUCAAAACAAAUUGAUAACUUGUUCAUGUGUUGAACCAAAACUACAUGAAGUAGAGAUGCAUUUAAGAAGGGUGCUUAUUGUAACUCAGGGGAUAUGAUGGAGGCAGUGGCAUUUAGAUGAGUGGGGCAGAGCCUAGGUGGCACAUUUUUGUCUAUAUUGAGGGGCAUUUUCUGUCAAUUACAAAGUUUUUGUUUUGUUUGGGGGAGUGGGGGGGGGGAUCUUGGCCCAACCCUGAUAACGCUAACCCUAGUUACACCAUGGGGGGAGGUUAAAGAAUGAGAAUUUUGUGGAUGCCUUUUAUCAGAGGCCCCAAAUUAAACUUGCUUGAAAGCUUAUCACUGACUUCAGAAUGUUUUUGAUUUGUAUUGAAAUAUUCUGAUUUAUUUUGCGUGCUAUCAGUGUUUAUUAAUUCAUAAUUUUCUCAACUGAAUGCUAAAGCUAAUUAUUAUUUGAUAUUCACUUAAAUUCAACAUUUUUAUCAACAGCUGCAAGAAAUGGAUGAUAUUGAUUUUGAUGCUGAAUCUGUUGAAAGCAAGGAUUCAAAUUAUGCUGAUCCUAUUAUACUGAAUAUAAUGGAUUCUGAACUUGUGUAUAACCAGUUUUGUAAUUCCAUCAAAGUUCCUCAAACUCAUCUUUACUCUAAUUGUAAGAGUAAAGAUACUCAUCAGGCCCUACACAACAAACCAUCGAUUGACAAUGUUAGACGUCGAGGAAAUGAAAAUUUUAGUAGGAUGUUUGAUUCACAUGCUUGGGAUGAAAGCAAAACCUUGGAUGAGGAAAUAAAUUUUGAUUCUAUGAGUGAUGGCCUUGGGGCCAACCUAUGCUUUAGUUCUGAGUUUCUUGACACUUCUGAAUUCAGUUUACCGAUUGCUGAUGAUCUCAUGGAUUUUCUAGAACAACCCCAGCAAAUGUCACAGACUUUUGAAACCUUAGGAAACAAAGAAAUAAAUAACAAACUUAUUCCAAAUUCAACAGAUUUCCUCGCCACCUUAUUAACUGUUGGCGAAACUGACUUUAUGGAAAAUGAUUUACUUUGGGGAGAUAUCGUGAAGGAUUUGGACACACAUUUUCUUUCUGAUGACUUUGUUAACACUGAAUGCAAACGUUUUUUCGACACUGAGUCAAAAAAUAUUUUUGCUGAUCUUUCUACUGCUGACAAUGAUAACAGUGCCAUUGAUGCGUCAGUAAGCAACCUGAAACAACCACAAGAAACUUCAGGAAGCACAAGUGAAAGCAAAAACAACUCUGACAAUUUUGAUUAUGAAUGUGUUAUUGAAAUUGGAACACUUUCCCCACAGAAAAGCACUGAACGCUCCCCUGUGCCUUUUAAUGAUAAAAUUGAAGAAAAUAGCAGUCAGUUCUUGAUAACAAGUGAUUCCAAUGAAAUACAUCAAAAGUUUGCUCAUCUAAAUACAAUUAAUCAUCUUGAUAUUUCUGGGCCAGAAACUCUUGCAGAUGGUGCAUAUGUUACAGUUGAUAAUAUACAUUAUGCAAUGUAUCCUCCAAAUGCAUCACUCUCUGAUUCAACUGAAAGAGCAGUCAUUAGUAAAACUCAAGUUCAUUUAGAUUUUUCAUCUGCGCCUCAAAGAAACCUACAAAGCUACAAAAACAGCUCUUUAAUUUCACUCCAGAAAAGCAAGACACAAAAAAAAAGUAAGACCGUUAAGAAAGUAAGGGCAACUAUUGAGAAACCAGAUAGUCAUGCUAUUCCCAGAAAAUCUAAAGCUACAAAAAUUAAUGAAAUUUUAAAUAUCAAAUGCCAAAAGUCUCAGGUGAGAAGAAAUCCCUCCUCUAUUAGAAAUACAAGUCCGAAAGAGCGAUUUUCUAAUGCAUCACCCAUUAGUGAUCAGCUUAUGUCAGACACAGCUUUUCAGCAAACAGAGGAGCCAGAGUGUAACUCUAAAAAUACAACUGAAAUGAAAAAAUUAAUCAAACCUCAUCAGACCAAGCAAUCCAAAACAGCCUCCAUCAAAGUUGACAAAAAUGGCUGUCUAAUUUCUUUGCCUAAAAACAAUGUCAACACACUGAUGGUGAAAGAUUUGUUGUAUAUGUCUGGACGGAAGAAGAAAGAGAACAUAAAAGAUGCCACUGAAGAAUAUCGUAGGAAUAUUCUCACAAUCAUGCAGAGGAAACAACUGCGCCUGAAGCAGAGUAGAAAUUACUAAUUUGAAAAUGAG
Messenger RNA from Lymnaea stagnalis (great pond snail), 2266 nucleotides. NCBI's taxonomy places the organism in Eukaryota, Metazoa, Mollusca, Gastropoda, Lymnaeidae. The record is from the annotation of a GenBank genome assembly.